AUGAGUAAGGGAUCAAAAUAUUUCUCUCGCAAUGGCCUCCACGUUCAACCCCAGAACCCUUUCCUUCGCGACCCUCGCCUCGGUUUCAGCGCGGGUGCGGUGUCCGACGGUACGUCUCCCUCGCUCCCGACCCUCCUCUCCGUUCGCUCGUCUCGCGUAUAUCUCAUCUCACCCGGGCCGUGGUUCACGCCCGGCCUCGGCGCGUGCGGCGCCAACUCGCUCUCCGCCGACCUCAUCGUCGCGCUCUCGCCGUCCGACUACGCGGCCGGCGCGCACACUGUCGACUGUGCGUCCGCUUCCCCAGCCCUUCCCUCUGCCUUUCACGCACUCACUCCUUUCGCUCCCCUUAUCCCAUCCCCGCCCGCCCUCUCUACAACUAUUGUCCCACGUUUCUGGCUUGUCCUCACCCCGUGUGGACCCACAGUCAACGGCGCCAUCACCGUCGUCGACCUCCGCCCCAGCUGCGCGCCGGGCAGCAUCGACCUCUCGCCCGCCGCGUUCAGCGCGCUCGCGAGCCUCGGCGCGGGGCGCGUCGAGGUCGACUGGGUGUUCGCGUAA
Molecule: messenger RNA, 558 nt
Organism: Gloeophyllum trabeum ATCC 11539
Lineage: Eukaryota; Fungi; Basidiomycota; Agaricomycetes; Gloeophyllales; Gloeophyllaceae
Exons: 2
Coding region: 1-558 (185 amino acids)
Source: RefSeq, a predicted model, not a curated record